GAAGAGUUUUGCUAAAUAGUUUUGAUACAAACACCUUGAACGUUAUCAAUAUAUCAUUGAUCGAAUUCGGAAUGUAAUUUCAGUUAAAGUGUUAUGACACCUUAAUACUGCAGUGACGCUGACUAAAAAACGCUUCCUUCGAGUCCAUCCAUGAGCAAUACGUGUGUAUGGGUUGAACUUUGACACACUGGGCAGCUUGUGCAUUGUGUGAUUUGUUUGAAGCGAAAGAUGUCGUCCAAAAAGGUGGUGGAGUUGUUUUACGACGUGGUGUCUCCAUACUCCUGGCUUGCGUUUGAGGUCAUGUGUCGCUACAGAACUGUGUGGAACAUUGACCUCAAACUGCGACCUGCAUUCCUGGGCGGGAUAAUGCAAGCUGCUGGCAACAAACCUCCUGGUCUGGUCCCGAACAAAUUCGCAUACAUGCACGAGGAUCUGGGCCGAUUGGCAAUGUAUUUUAAUAUCCCCUUGCACCCUCCUGCAGACCCCUUCGAAGCCAUGUUCGAUAAAGGUUCCUUGACUGCAAUGCGUUUUGUGCAAGCAGUGCAGGAAAAAGAGACUGGUGGAGACCAACUGGUAGAGAAGGUGUCAAGAGAGCUUUGGAAAAGAAUCUGGAGUGAAGAUAAAGACAUCACUCAGCCUGCGUCACUGGCUGAGGCUGCACAGAAAGCCGGCUUGAGCAGCAGCCAGAUUGAGGAGUUGCAGAAGCUGUGCACCACCAAGGAAAUCAAAGACAAGCUGAAGAGCAGCACACAGGCCGCAAUGGAUUACGGGGCGUUUGGCUUCCCCAUGAUUGUGUGUCACAUCAACGGGAAAUCAGAGAUGUUUUUUGGGUCGGACAGAUUUGAGCUUAUGGCCCACUGCCUUGGUGAGAAAUGGCUUGGACCUCAGCCUUCUCGGCCUGAAAAGUCAUCUGCCAAACUGUGAGCUGAAAAAAACUGCCCUUGAGCACUAAUGUGGUUGUGAUUCAACAAUACAUUCAUUUGCUUUGCUUAUUCAAUCACAAUAGUCAAUGACAAAUAACCACUUUUAUCCAAAUAGUACGCACAUUGCUGUUGAAUAAACAUCUCUUGAAGAG
Messenger RNA from Dunckerocampus dactyliophorus (ringed pipefish), 1075 nucleotides. Its product is annotated as glutathione S-transferase kappa 1-like. Bases 229 to 924 code for a protein of 231 amino acids. The transcript has 7 exons. Gene Ontology annotation, molecular function: glutathione transferase activity; glutathione peroxidase activity. The record is from RefSeq and is a predicted model, not a curated record. Gene Ontology annotation, cellular component: peroxisome; mitochondrion. NCBI's taxonomy places the organism in Eukaryota, Metazoa, Chordata, Actinopteri, Syngnathiformes, Syngnathidae. Gene Ontology annotation, biological process: glutathione metabolic process.